AUGUCCGACGAGAAACAUGGCUACGAGCGCCCGCCCACGCCGCCACCGAUCCCCACAUACGAAGAGGCGACGUCGUCUCGCCAUGCCUCUGCGCGCCUCGGUCCCAACGAAGUCAGCGACGAUGCCGAGCGGCAGGGCCUCCUGGGUCCCGACACGCAUAUCCAGUCCGACCAGCGACGGCGCCAUGGAUACUACCAGGCGCCCUCGGUGCAGUCGGUCGACGACGGGGACUCGGAGCUCGGGAGUCCCGUGCGCGAGAGCCAGGACGAGGACUUGAGGCAGACUAUGGAAGAGAUGGACAUCCUGGACCCUGAAUCUGUCGAAGAGGGACGCGCUCGGCGCAAUCGCUCCAGCUCGAGAUUCUCCAAACGCUUCUACAGCAUCACCAAUUCCUUCUCGAGCUUCAAUCUCCCGCGCAUGCGAUGGCCCGACAAGUGGCGCCCGGACUGGACGUGGUUCACGCAGCGCAUACCGACCAUGCCCGAAGAAUACAGGCCCGGCUGGUCCGUCAUAGCCAGGCUAUGCGGUCUGAUCCUGAUCAUCUCGCUCGUGUACUUGCUCGUUGUGAGCGAGGUGGUGCCUAUGGGCGGCGGCUUCGGCGCACAGUUCAAUCCCGAGUGGGUGCGCGGGACCGCGCUGUCCAGCGUCGAGGGCUGGCGCAUCGAGAAGCAUCUCGAGUACAUCACGAGCUACGACCACGUGGGCGGGACCGAGGGAAGCUACGUGCUGGGCCAGUGGAUCGAGGGCAAGUUCAAGGACGCCCACAUGGACACAUACACGCACGACGAGUACUGGGCAUACAUGAACUAUGCAAAGCCAGACGGCCGGAAAGUCGCAAUCGUGGAUCCACCGGAGAAGCGCUGGGAAGCAAAACUGGAAGAGCCGGCUGUGUUCAACCCGCCGAAAGCGCAGACGCCUGCAUACCAUGGCAUGUCAGCAUCUGGAAAUGUUACAGGGCCGCUCAUAUACGUCAACUACUGUGACAAGAAGGAUUUCAAGAGGUUGUGGGACAGUGGUAUCGAUGUACAAGGCGCUAUCGCGCUAUGUCGAACUUAUGGACCACAGCCGGAUCUUGCGAUGAAAGUCAAGGCCGCGCAAAAUGCUGGAUGUGUUGGUGUACUCGUCUACUCAGAUCCUGCAGAUGACGGCUUCAAAAAGGGCAAUCCGUGGCCGGAUGGCAAGUGGAGGCCGGGCGAGAGUGUUCAGCGCGGCUCCGUGGCGCAAACGAAUAUAAUCAUGGGCGAUGUCACAACUCCUGGAAAAGCGAGUGUCAAAAAGGUUGAGCGCGUGUCGCAGCAGGAUAACCCUGCACUGCCCAAGAUUCCGAGUUUACCACUUUCCUGGAAAGAUGCACAGAAGCUGCUACAGUCGCUGAAGGAUUCUGGCGAGAAGCUGCCGUCUGAGUGGCGUGGUGGUGUGCCGGACGUUGGCGACGAGUGGUUCUCUGGUCAUCCUGAUACCGCACCAAAGGUCAACCUGCAAAACUUCCCUGACGAGGCUCCCCAGCAGCUUGUUACGAACAUCUUCGGCACGUUCAGAGGUAUGGAAGACGGAGCACGGAAGAUCAUUGUUGGUAACCACCGCGAUUCGUGGUGCUUUGGCGCCGCAGAUCCUGGUUCUGGCACAGCUGUCAUGCUCGAAGUUGCACGCGUGCUGGGUGAACUUCGCGCUCAAGGAUGGCGUCCCCUCCGUACGAUUGAAUUCGCAUCCUGGGACGCCGGAGAGUACAAUAAGAUCGGCUCGACCGAGCACGUCGAAGCCAAUGUCGACGCCCUCCGCGAAAACGCCAUCGCCUACCUCAACGUCGAUGCCGGAAUCACCGGCGAGCAACUCUGGGCCAAGGGCUCUCCUAUCUUCCAGCACGCCUGGGGCCGCGUCAUCGACCGCCUGAGCGAUCCCCGCGAGAACAAGACACUGAAAGAGCUCUGGGAAACCAAGAGCAGCGAAAUCGGCAACCUCGGUGCUGGCAGUGACACGGCGCCUUUCCAAUACAUAUCCGGCACGUCCUCGAUCGAAUUCGGUUUCUCCAGCACCCCCUCCAACUCCCCCUCAUCAAACCCACUCUCCGGCUCCUGCUACGAAACAUACUCCUGGAUGGCCAAAUACAUCGACCCGGGCUGGUCCUACCACACCCUCCUCGCGCAAAUCUGGGUCCUGCUUAUCCUCGAAAUCGCGCAGGACCCCAUUAUGCCACUGAAAAUCGACCACUACGCGCACCACCUGCAAGAAGAAGGCCAGAAGCUUCUCGACUGGACGGAAGAACAGGCCGUCGCUGGCUACGACAUUGAAAUCUUCCAGCCGCUUGUCGACGCGCUGACGGGGCUGAAGAAGAAAGCAGACGACUUCCACAAGUGGGAGAGUUAUUGGUAUAACCAAGUGUAUGCGACGGGCGGGUUUGAAACACAGAGUGUCACGAUGCAGAGGAUCAUGCACAAUAGUCAGAUUGCGAGGUUUGAGAGUAAUUUGCUGGAUUUGGCGAGGGGUAAGGAUGAUAAAGGGGAACAUGGCUUACCCGGCCGCACACAAUUCAAACACGUCAUUUUCGCACCCGAUGCGGAGAACGGGCUUGAGAGCUCCGUGUACCCGUUCAUCAGGGAUGCGGUCGAGAAGAAGGAUUGGGACCUUGCGGCGAAAGCGAUCAAGAUGACGGCGGAUAUUUUGAAUCGUGCGGGUGAUGCGCUUUAA
This is a messenger RNA of Parastagonospora nodorum SN15, 2685 nucleotides long. RefSeq lists its product as hypothetical. The record is from RefSeq and is a predicted model, not a curated record. The transcript has 2 exons. Gene Ontology annotation, molecular function: carboxypeptidase activity. The coding region runs from base 1 to 2685 and encodes 894 amino acids. NCBI's taxonomy places the organism in Eukaryota, Fungi, Ascomycota, Dothideomycetes, Pleosporales, Phaeosphaeriaceae.